AUGGCAUUAACCGAUAGACGUCCUAUGGCUUUAUCUACAAAUACGCCAGUAUCUUCACCUACUUUUAAUCCAAACACUUUGGGUAUCACCAACAGGAAAACUAAAACUAGAAACAACAGCUUACCAUUACAUCCUACUGAAAAAGCAGAUAUCAACAAUGAAGAUAAAUUUGAAGAAGAUGCAAUUGAGGCUGGAGAGGGUGAAGAAAACCUUCGUAUGGACAAAUAUCUAGAAUCCAACGCGAGAGAGGAUGACGACAACGAUCAUGAUCAGGAUCAUGAGAAAGAAUUUCAAGGAGAUGAUGAUAACAAUAACGACGACGACGACGACGACGACGACGACGAUGAUGAUAAGCACUCAAUUGCUUCUGAUUUAGGGAAAAUGGGUCUUGCCAAUGGCUCUGAAACUUCUUCAACAUCAAGAAGCACUUCUCCCGAUUCAGUUUUGGAUAAAAACAAAUCCGUCACUAGAGAAUCUACACCACCAACGACAACUUCAACACCACCUUCAUCGCAGAGUGAUACAACUGAAAAAGCCACCACUACCAAAAAGAUCAAAAAGGCCAAACCUAUUUCAAGAGCACCAAUCGCCACUGGUAUCUCUACUGCUAUUCCAGUUACUGGAGAAAAACCAAAACCAAUACAAAAAGGUGAUGCAUCAUUAGAAGAUGACGUUUUGUAUGCCAUUUUUGUUAUUCUUUAUGAAAGAGAUCCACAAGGGCAUGGAUUCACCGUUAAACAAAUCUGUGAUGUCUUAACCGAAGAACACCCACAAAUUGCCAAUUUAUCAACAAAGACUUCGAAUUUAGUUAGUGCCAAAUUAAACGCCUACGUCAAAAGAGUUGAAAAGGGAGAUACUAGCUUGAAGUAUGCCAUUUCUCGUGAUUGGGCCGAUGCUUCACCAAAGAGAAUGGUUUACGUUUAUCGUGGAUUAUUGGCGCCUGGAUUUGAAGUUGUAGCUAAGAAAUUAACUGAUGAAUUAAAGCAACAAAGAGGUGAAGAAAAAGCUCAAGCUGCCGACAACAAGGGCAAAGUUGAUAAUGUUGAUGGCGAUGGUGACGCUGUUGACAUCAAAUCGUCAUCUGGUCCUGCUUCACCCAAAUCGGGGAAAAAGAAUGUUAAGGAGUUACCUCCAUACACUGAUGAUUCUCUCCAAGCUGGUAAACAAGCUACUUUAGCCAAACCAAGAAGACAAACUAUGUUUGACUUGGGGGUCACCAAGAAUUCAUUUUUUGAAAAUGGAUCCGGGUUUGACAAGACAAACUUGUUUGUCCCUUAUGCUUCCGCUCCAGUGACUGCUGCGUUAACCAGUGAUCUCAAUAGUAUGACAACCUCGACUGUCCUGGGAGGAACAUCUGAUAUGAUGGAUCUUGAUGUCGAAGCCGAUGUUGAGGAAGAAGAAGAUGAUGAUUUUGCCAAUGUGUUUGCCGAUACCGACGAUGAUGAUAUGGACGAUGAUUAUUCAAUGAUUGAAACCAUGCGUAAGAAUGGUAAACGAUCAAAAUCGAUGUCGUAUUUGUCAUUGACGAAAAAGACCAAAGUGUUGACUGCUGCUGCCGCGGCUCCAAGAGCUUCUCGAGCACCGAGCUCACAUAGUCCUAAUGCUGCUGCCGCCGCUGCUGCUUUACAUGCUGCUGCACUUAGAGCUAUCUCAAGAUCGUCUAACAGCAAUAACAACGCUAAGACCAAUGCUUCCUGUUCCGAGAGUGCUACCUCUUCACCAGUUACUGGCUCUCUCUGUUCAAACAAAAAGUGGUUGAGUGUUAUCAGAUCAGGUUUCUUAAGCCAAGAUAUUGGUGCUCCAGAAGACACCAGUUUAUCAGACAUUGAGAAAUUCUUUACCUAG
Lodderomyces orthopsilosis Co 90-125 is the source of this 1845-nucleotide messenger RNA. It is a transcript of the gene GDS1, whose product is annotated as Gds1p. The record is from RefSeq and is a predicted model, not a curated record. Lineage: Eukaryota; Fungi; Ascomycota; Pichiomycetes; Serinales; Debaryomycetaceae. Bases 1 to 1845 code for a protein of 614 amino acids. The transcript has a single exon.